UUUUCCAUCUUUUCCGUUUUGGUCACACACCCCGCCACGGAGUGCGUGCCCGCGGGUCCGGUUCGUGCGUGAGUAAGUGACUGUGCGUGUGUGUGUGUGUGUGUAUAUGUGCGUGCGCGUGUGUGUUCUUCUCGCAUCCGUUCUUCUUCGGUACCGUGUGACGUUGGCGUUGGGUCUGUGUCCCAUCCCACACUUGGCCAGGCAAGCGUUUCUGGACACCGGGGUGUGAGCAUUACCCAGAAGAAGACGUGGUGAGGUGCAAAAUUAAAAGGAUAAUCUUGCAGCGGCCGGUUCCAACGCACCCGAAGCUGGUUUUCACUGGUGACUAGAUUUAUCUAGCUUGAUUGGGUGCUAGUCGCAGAAAGGAAGCUAAAAAGAGGUAUUCGCUUCGGUAUCCAAUCUACCGUUACCCCGCUAGUGUGUGUGUAUGUGUGCGUGUAUCUUCAUUUGACUGUCGUCACGAAAAGCGAGGAACUCAGGGAGUAAGGGCUUGCAAAGCGAUCCAGCUCUAAAUACUGUUGAUUUGUCAACCAGCUGCCACAAACACUUGUCCGUUGAUACGGGAUAACACAUUGAGCUAAACGCUUUUACCGCCGAACGCCUGCGUACAGCAAAUCAUGCAAAAAUGGAUCUGACUACAUUGUCGUUCAUCGUAAUUGUGCUGUUCUUUUCCCUUCUGUCGAUGCUGUUUAUUAGUCGCUUUCUGCCCAAGGGUAAAUCCUUUGAGGAAAUGCUAAAGGAGAAGCGUGAAAUGCGCGAAAAGAUUCUCGGUCUAACGUCCCCGGCAUCGUCCGGUGCGCCGACCAAGUCGAGCAAGGAGUCGGCAAACAAGCGGACGAAGAAAACGCAUCCUGGUGGCAAUGCGAACCAGAACCAGAAGAAUCGUGGUGCAAAGCAGCAGCACCAACAGCAACAGCAGCACCAGCGGGCCGAAGUGGUGGAACCGGAAAGUGAUGGACAUUCAUCUGAGAGUCCGCUCGAGGAGGAAAUCAAUCCGCUGACGUACGGUGCUAAGAAGCGUAUUGGGCAGACAACCAAUCUGACGGUGGAAUAUGCAGAAACUGAAGCAUUUCCAUUGAGUGAAAAUGCCGCUGGAAAUAAGAAAAAAGAUAACAAACAACAAGGUGGUAAGAAAAACAAGCAAAAGGCAGCUGGUGGCAUUCUGGUGAACAAAUCUGAACCGGUUCUGGUAAAGUCGGUAGAAACCGUACCAGAGAUGAAUCACUUUGCAGAAAUACACCCGAAGGAUGCACUGGAAAUCGCACGUCAACAGAAACACGAGGAUGAUACCAAGGUUGGAAAGAAUCAGACACCGAAAGAGCAGCGUCAGCAAAAUAAGAACAAAAAGGACAUCCAAUCGAAACUGUCCCCUAAGAACAAUGUCCCCGCUAAUGUUACCGAGCAGCAGCAACAGCAGCAUCAUCAACAUCAUUCCGCAAAUGCAGCGCACGUUGCUGAACCGAAAAAGCAAACAAACGCUGAUAACAAAUCUAACGCCGGUUCGGCACACAAGGACAAAUCGAACAAGAGGAAGAAAAACGAGCUGAUCACGCAAGAGCUAGCGGUUGAGAUGGCCGACGCUGCGAACGUGCACUCGCUAGUGAACAUCCUCAACAAGGCGGAUCUGCCACGGAACGAUAUCCAGAUUUUGAUCGACUUUCUGCUGAACAAACAGCAGGAUACGCUGGCGAAGGAUCCCUCCGAAUGGAACGAUCCGUCCGAUCCGCUGCAGAAGCUGAAAAAGCAGCUGCAGGAAAAGGAGUCGGCACUGGUCGAGGAGCAGAAGGCUGCAGCCGGGCUGCAUGCCAAGCUGAAGGAACUCCGCCAGGAGCUGAAUGGUGAGAAGAUGCAGGCCGGAGCUGUGCUCAAGGCGUACGUGGAGGAGCUGAACAACAAAAAGCAGGAGGUUCACAAUCUGACACAGGAGCUGAACUCGAUCAAAGACAAGCAGGCAAAUGAUAAGCAGGCGAUGUCGAUACAGUUCCAGCAGCUGCAGGCCAAGUAUAUACAACUGUCCAAGGAGCAUGCCUCGAUGCAGGACCACGGUGCAACGAUUGCGCAGCUGAACAACGAUCUGCAGCUACUGCAGCAGGAGCUGAUGGCAAAGAGCCAGCUGCUGAAUGAAAAGCUACAGUCCGAGGAGGAAAUGAUGAAGAAAAAGACUGAGUUCGAAAUUUUAUUACACAACAAUGAGGAGCUCAUGAGACAGCGUGUACAGGAAUUAACUGCCUAUGAGAACGAUUUACGCCAGUUGCGGCUGGAGCUGACCCAGAAGGACGAGCUGAGCUACGAAAUCGAGCAGCUGAAGGCUGAACUACAGGCGAAGCAAAAACAGGCAGUGGCAGCUGCAUCGGCCGCUGCAGCUGCGGCACACGCCACCAGCCAGGCGGACGAAAGCAACCGCGUCGAAAUCCGCAACCUCCAGAAUGCCUUAGACUCUACCAAAUCGAAGCUCGAGGUCUACCGGAACGAGCUGGUCGAGUGCAAGAGCCUGAUGACGGACUACAAACAGCAGACGAACGAGCUGAAGGCGAAGGAGGAACAGUUGCAGAAGCAGCUCGAGGAGCAACGACAAAAGAAUGAUAAUUUGCGUACGAAAAACUGGAAGUUGGUGGAGGCAUUGCAAGAUGCCGAACGCCGACGAGGACAGACGACAGCGGCACCAGCGAUAGCGGGUACGGAGCAAGUUGAGCAACAACAGAAGCUGAUCAACAGUAGUGCGGAAAAGGUGGACGUCGGUAAAGUGGUGCUGGAGGAGCAAAACCGUAUGAAGGAUCUGCUGGUGCAGUUACUGCAGCCGACCGGUGUGGUGGUGUCGGCCCUGCCCGUCGAUGCCACCGACUUCCAGAGCUGGCUCGAGGCAACGGUCGGCUGCAUUAAGGAGCAGUACGACAGUCUGCAGCGAUCGCACCCCACCAAUAGCACCGCAAACGACAGCAGUAGUACCAUUAGCAGCGGCGUUAACAAUAACGCGGUGGUCACGAACAGCCACCCAGAGCAAAGCUCUGGCACUGCCAACAGCAACAGUGACAGCAGUAGGCUUAACAGUAGCAGCAAUAUAAUCGCUAAUAAUAAUCUUAAUACCAAUAACAACAGCGUUAAUAGUAGUUUACACGAAAAUAGCAACGACGGUGUCGUGAUCACGAACAAGAACGGCGCCACCAGCGACAGUGGCUCCGAGGACGAUCAGCAGGCAAUGGCGCUGCGGUACGAGCAGAUGCAGCAAACCGUAGAUCAGUAUAAGUCUAUCAUAGCCGAUACGGAAAACAUGCUGAAAAACCUAGAAGCGAAGGUGAUCGAGCAGGACAUCCACUGGCGUACGGUGGUGCAAGCGAAGGAUAAGGAACUAAGCCUGCUCAAAUCUGCCGGUGCCGUUGAGCAGUAGAAACGGGUCGUCCAACAUUUUGGCCGCAUGUUCCUCUAAACCUGCCAGAAAUUAGUAGGAAGCGAACAUUUCGCACAUUUUUUUUCGCAAGAUGUUAAAUGGAAUGAAUACUACAAUCUCCCCUUUAAGGUGCAAUCGUUCGGAAGGAGAACUCACAAAUGGGUACGGGAGUGUGGAACAGGUGUGUGAGAUAGCAGAGAAGGGAGAGGGAAAGGGGGUAAAAAGCAGGAUGUUCUAUAUCUUUGGUUUGCAUAUUUCACCGUACGUCCCAGUCCCAACUCUGUGCAUGCAGCAGCGAAUGCGAACCACGAAGGAUGCAGGAUAAAAUUGGCGCAAUGUUUAAUUUACAUGAAGCGGGGAAGGAACACACAACUUUGGAGAAUGCGUAAAGAUCGUGAGCGUAUUGAAGCGAUCGAAAGGAUCGAAACGAUAGAAAAGAAGGAAACCCAAAAUUCAAUCAUUUAGACAAAAAUCAGUUACAUAGUGAUGGCAGAUGGUUUAAAAUGUUCGGUUUGUACCGAGUACACAUUCGUCACGAAGUAGGACGGAAUUUUCCACCGGCUCUCGACAGACACCGACACACACACAUGCAACAGUUUCCGUGUAAUAAACCACCCUUUACGAAACAACAACAGUAGGAGAAUAGGCAUACCCGGAAGUCCUCGAUUAAAUAUAUUUAUAUUUGUAUACAUAUAUCCACGCACACACACACACAUACACAAACGAACAAGCGCUCGCAUACAUGGCCGUUUUUCUUUCGUGUAUAAUCCUUAUCCGUACGCUUUUCUUCCUCCAGAGAGACAAUCCAACACAACAAACAAGAUGCUUGUACUUUCACACACGCGCGUUCCGUUCGGAAUGGCAUUGGGCAAACCAAUUUGAAGACUUUACUGUGGCCGCCGAAACGUAGAAACGAAUUUAUGUGUUUAAAAUGUGUUUAUCGUAAUUGAUUAGCUUAAUCUCAUGCAUGUGUGUUUUGUACUGGUUUCUAUUAAUUGUUCUACCUUUUUGGUUGUUUUUAUACCUUUUACGUUAAGAGUGUCCUGUCUGCAAAGACGGUUGCAUGACAGAUUGGAUAAUUAUUGCUGAAUAAUCCUGUUUAAUUGAAACGGAAACUGAACCUACCGUGCAUUUAUACAUUCAGUUUAUUAGGGUUGUGUUUUUUUUCCAUUUCCAUGCAUUCAAAUCGGUUAUCACGGUUUGUGGAAGCGUUUUGUGUACGCAAUCGUGUUCUCCGUGAGUCUUGUGAGUUGAGUACAUGUUGAUGCUGCGAUCGUUUCCGACUGUAUUGCGCGCGCGCGCGCCCGCAUUCGCGCGUGUGUGUAUAUAUUUAUAUAUUUAUACGUCCUACAUUGAUAUCUGUGGCCAAUAGAUGUUUUACAAUUGUUUUGGGACAGUUGUGUAAAAUACAUUCUUUUUGCAAGACUUUUUUGUUUUUGAAACUGGAUAAAAAAAGAACGUUUGUAAAGACAAAUGGAAAUGGGAAUUGGGUAAAGUUGGUUUGUGUCUGUGUGUUUGUGUGUGAGAGAGAGAGGGUGUGUGUGUGUGCAUAUGUAAAUGGUAAGAGCGUACUGCUGGGCAUGUGAAAAAGGAUCGACAAAUUUUAUGUUUUAAGAUUUCCUUCCCCCUACCCCACCCUUCCAAAACAUUACCAUACAUUAUUUGAAAGUGCUCGAUUAAAUAUAUAAGUGUAUGUAGCAACGCGCACAAAACUAUAAGCAUUUAUCAUUCUGACGUCUGUUCGAUGCUGCUGCUGCUGCUGCUGCACUCACUGCUGCAGUUUGAGGGCCUUGCGCUUCUUUCGAAUGAACUGUUGUUGAUGCCUUCCAGCUCUUGGGUUUCGGAACAUCCCUACUUUACUAAUCCUCACGGUUCCGUUCGCUCCGGAUUCGUUUUCUCAACUCCUCCAACAGUGCGAAUAAUUAAUGGCUCGAUACACGAACCUAGAACGAUUAGUAAGCGCAAAUACGAGCGAAGGAUUGGCGAUGAAUAUAUGGCACUGAACAUGAUGAAUCCUCCUACGGCGCAUACAGCAGUGAAAUGAAUUAGGAAAUCGGUACUCAAUAAGUUUAUUAAACCAGAAAAAGAGAAAAAAGAGGGUAGGAAGAGGGUGAAGAGCGCGCGCGCGAGAGAGAGAGAGAUAGAAAGUACAUUACGCAUAUUUUGUUUAUUUCUUUUUUCUUCUGUUCGGUCAACGACAGUCUAUUAUUAAUAUAGGGACAGAGUAUAAAAAGGGGGAAAAAGUGAAGCAAACAUAGUAAAAGAGUAUGUAAUAGGUUCAUAGUAAAAUGGAAUCAUAGAAACGAAGGGUUAAAAACAGUAACAGAUAAUCUAUAGAAGUGAAGCUUAUCUAACAAAAUAUAAAACUCUGGUUCGAAGCGGAAAAGCAUACAUACAUUCUGAGAUAGUUUCAAACAACAACAACAAAAACCAAUACGAAAAAGACAGAAAACAAGUUUAAAAAAAAACAUCAAACAGCAAUAUUUAUGUAUAACUUUAUUUUAUUUCUUUACUUACGUUUUCAUAAAUAACAUUCUGUUCACCAUUUUGAAACUCCCGUGUGUUUUUGUUUGUUUGCUGUCCUUGUUAUCAUGCUGUCAACAUCAUGAAACGGAACAUAUUGUUAACAUAGCAAACAAACAAGCAGCAGAAAAGAACACUCCCCAAUUUUUCCACGUAUCCAGUCCAUGCUUCCACUUUAAGGUUAAAUUAAGUAUACCAUAUACCGGGGCGCGAGAGAGGUAUGGUGCGAGGUUAGAGACGAAACUACUAUGUAAUACAGAAGAAGUGAGCGCCAGCACUAAACCAGAAGUAGUAGGUAGGAAUGGUGUGCAGGAAAGACACAGAAGAGGUGACAAGACGGGCAACAGGCCGUUAGCACCACCCAUACGUCCUCACACCUUGGUACGGAUGGUCUGCUGUUGGUUUUUGCUGUGGUCGAUGAUUGUGUAUAAGAGAAGGGUAGAAACGAAACAAAGCGGCGGUUAAGAUGAGGCGAGACACGCAAACCCGUUGUUGUAACGCAAACGGAAAAUUUGGAAUAAAUGCAGAACAAUAUAUGGCCCACGAA
Anopheles funestus (African malaria mosquito) is the source of this 6455-nucleotide messenger RNA. It is a transcript of the gene alt, whose product is annotated as ribosome-binding protein 1. The record is from RefSeq and is a predicted model, not a curated record. The transcript has 9 exons. Gene Ontology annotation, cellular component: endoplasmic reticulum membrane. NCBI's taxonomy places the organism in Eukaryota, Metazoa, Arthropoda, Insecta, Diptera, Culicidae. The coding region runs from base 626 to 3385 and encodes 919 amino acids.